Epinephelus fuscoguttatus (brown-marbled grouper) is the source of this 2694-nucleotide messenger RNA. It is a transcript of the gene hsdl2, whose product is annotated as hydroxysteroid dehydrogenase like 2. NCBI's taxonomy places the organism in Eukaryota, Metazoa, Chordata, Actinopteri, Perciformes, Serranidae. The record is from RefSeq and is a predicted model, not a curated record. Gene Ontology annotation, cellular component: membrane; mitochondrion. Gene Ontology annotation, biological process: signal transduction. The transcript is spliced from 4 exons. The coding region runs from base 89 to 2554 and encodes 821 amino acids.
UACUGUGAAUACUACUGCCAGCGCCGCAGCCGAUACUACAAAUACUGUGAAUACUACUGCCAGCGCUGCAGCUGAUACUACAAAUACUAUGAAUACUACUGCCAGCACUGCAGCCGAUACUACAAAUACUAUGAAUACUACUGCCAGCGCCGCAGCUGAUACUACAAAUACUGUGAAUACUACUGUCAGCACUGCAGCCGAUACUACAAAUACUAUGAAUACUACUGCCAGCGCCGCAGCUGAUACUACAAAUACUGUGAAUACUACUGCCAGCACUGCAGCCGAUACUACAAAUACUAUGAAUACUACUGCCAGUGCCGCAGCUGAUACUACAAAUACUGUGAAUACUACUGUCAGCACUGCAGCCGAUACUACAAAUACUAUGAAUACUACUGCCAGCGCCGCAGCUGAUACUACAAAUACUGUGAAUACUACUGCCAGCACUGCAGCUGAUAUUACAAAUACUGUGAAUACUACUGCCAGCACUGCAACUGUGAAUACUACUGCCAGCACUGCAGCUGAUAUUACAAAUACUGUGAAUACUACUGCCAGCACUGCAGCUGAUAUUACAAAUACUGUGAAUACUACUGCCAGCACUGCAGCCGAUACUACAAAUACUGUGAAUACUACUGCCAGCACUGCAGCUGAUAUUACAAAUACUGUGAAUACUACUGCCAGCACUGCAACUGUGAAUACUACUGCCAGCACUGCAACUGAUACUACAAAUACUGUGAAUACUACUGCCAGCACUGCAGCUGAUAUUACAAAUACUGUGAAUACUACUGCCAGCACUGCAACUGUGAAUACUACUGCCAGCACUGCAGCCGAUACUACAAAUACUGUGAAUACUACUGCCAGCACUGCAACUGAUAUUACAAAUACUGUGAAUACUACUGCCAGCACUGCAACUGUGAAUACUACUGCCAGCACUGCAACUGAUAUUACAAAUACUGUGAAUACUACUGCCAGCACUGCAGCCGAUACUACAAAUACUGUGAAUACUACUGCCAGCACUGCAACUGAUAUUACAAAUACUGUGAAUACUACUGCCAGCACUGCAACUGUGAAUACUACUGCCAGCACUGCAACUGAUACUACAAAUACUGUGAAUACUACUGCCAGCGCCGCAGCCGAUACUACAAAUACUGUGAAUACUACUGCCAGCACUGCAGCCGAUACUACAAAUACUGUGAAUACUACUGCCAGCGCCGCAGCCGAUACUACAAAUACUGUGAAUACUACUGCCAGCACUGCAGCCGAUACUACAAAUACUGUGAAUACUACUGCCAGCACUGCAGCCGAUACUACAAAUACUGUGAAUACUACUGCCAGCACUGCAGCCGAUACUACAAAUACUGUGAAUACUACUGCCAGCGCUGAUACUACAAAUACUGUGAAUACUACUGCCAGCGCUGCAGCCGAUACUACAAAUACUGUGAAUACUACUGCCAGCGCUGAUACUACAAAUACUGUGAAUACUACUGCCAGCACUGCAGCCGAUACUACAAAUACUGUGAAUACUACUGCCAGCGCUGAUACUACAAAUACUGUGAAUACUACUGCCAGCACUGCAGCCGAUACUACAAAUACUGUGAAUACUACUGCCAGCGCUGAUACUACAAAUACUGUGAAUACUACUGCCAGCACUGCAGCUGAUAUUACAAAUACUGUGAAUACUACUGCCAGCACUGCAGCCGAUAUUACAAAUACUGUGAAUACUACUGCCAGCACUGCAGCUGAUAUUACAAAUACUGUGAAUACUGUGAAUACUACUGCCAGCACUGCAGCUGAUAUUACAAAUACUGUGAAUACUACUGCCAGCACUGCAACUGAUACUACAAAUACUGUGAAUACUACUGCCAGCACUGCAGCUGAUAUUACAAAUACUGUGAAUACUACUGCCAGCACUGCAACUGUGAAUACUACUGCCAGCACUGCAACUGAUACUACAAAUACUGUGAAUACUACUGCCAGCGCCGCAGCCGAUACUACAAAUACUGUGAAUACUACUGCCAGCACUGCAGCCGAUACUACAAAUACUGUGAAUACUACUGCCAGCGCUGAUACUACAAAUACUGUGAAUACUACUGCCAGCGCUGCAGCCGAUACUACAAAUACUGUGAAUACUGCUGCCAGCACUACUGUUGUGUUUUCAUACUGGGCGACCCCAGCCUUCAAACCACCAUCAUCAUCGUCAGCCACACCUCCCUCCAGUGGACCAAUAGAAAGCACGUUUGAUGUCAUCAGAGGAAUCAUUAACGAAGAUGUUGUCAAGUCAACGCAGGGCGUUUAUCAGUUUGACCUGUCAGGAGAUCACUCGGGCGUUUGGUUCCUGGACUUGAAGAGCGGCCCCGGCAGCGCUGGUCAGGGCCAGCCACCCGUCAAAGCUGACGUCAUCAUGACGAUGGACUCCAGUGACUUCACUAAGAUGUUUGCAGGGAAGCUGAAGCCCACGCUGGCCUUCAUGGCGGGGAAACUGCGGAUCAAAGGUGACAUGACGCUUGCCAUGAAACUGGAGAAACUCAUGAGCCGCAUGAACAAGGCCAAACUGUGAGACUGAAGCCCCGCCCCGCCCCGUCAAGCCCCGCCCCGGCCGCUGUCAGGCCCCGCCUCCUGUUUGAAGCUGUACAUGUUGCCUUACUAAGGAAAGAAUAGUAAUAUGUGUUAAUAAAAUCCACCUUGAUAAUAAAGUGA